AUGGCGGCUGCAUUGGGUAUUCAAGGCAAUGUUGGCGGCGGUGGAAAUGCGGCAUUCAAAGACAAGGAGAAGCCUAUGGCGGUUCGGAAUGCCAACAUCAUGGCUGCCAGGGCCGUGGCCGAUGCCAUUCGAACCUCGCUUGGGCCCCGAGGAAUGGACAAAAUGAUUCAAUCCGGCAAAGGGGAGAACUUGAUCACAAACGAUGGUAACACCAUGCUGAAGAGCAUGAGCGUGAUGCACCCAGCGGCAAAAAUGCUGGUGGAUCUCAGUGCCGCGCAGGAUGUCGAAGCUGGCGAUGGGACGACCUCUGUCGUGGUCAUUGCAGGCAGCCUUCUUGGAGCCGCCGAUCGAUUACUAGCAAAAGGCAUACAUCCCACCAUAAUCUCGGAGUCUUUCCAGAGAGCGGCAGCGGCGGCGGUCAAGAUCCUACAUAACAUGUCUCAGCCCAUCUCUCUGACGGAUCGGACCACACUUCUACAAGCGGCUUCGACGUCGCUGUCGUCCAAAAUCGUGUCACAACACUCCGGCUUGCUAGGACCCAUGGCGGUUGACUCUGUGCUGAAGACCAUUGACCCAAAGACUGCGGACAAUGUGGAUCUACGGAACAUUCGCAUCGUCAAGAAGGUCGGCGGUACCAUCGAAGACUCGGAGAUGAUUGACGGCUUGGUGCUGAACCAGCCUGUUAUCAAGAGCAGUGGCGGCCCGACCAGAAUAGAAAAGGCUCGAAUUGCAUUGAUCCAAUUCCAGUUGAGUCCACCCAAGCCUGAUAUGGAGAAUCAGAUUGUCGUCAACGAUUACCGACAGAUGGACAAGAUUCUGAAAGAAGAGAGGACAUAUCUGCUCAACAUGGUCAAAAAGAUUCAGAAGACCAAGUGCAACGUGCUUCUCAUUCAGAAAUCCAUCCUUCGAGACGCGGUUAACGACCUGUCUCUGCACUUCUUAUCCAGAUUGAAGAUCAUGGCGAUCAAAGAUAUCGAGCGAGAUGAGGUUGAGUUUCUAUGCAAGAGCACAGGCUGCAAGCCUAUUGCCAAUAUCGACACCUUUACUGAGGACAAGCUGGGAACCGCGGAUUUGGUAGAAGAGGUUCAAUCCUCCGGCGCCCGAUAUGUGAAGAUCACCGGCAUCCGAAGCGCCGCAACACAGAACCAGACCGUGUCGAUAGUGGCACGCGGGGCCAACUCCUUGAUCCUCGACGAAGCCGACCGCUCGAUACACGACGCACUCUGCGUCAUUCGUUGUCUCGUGAAGAAAAAGGCACUAAUAGCUGGUGGUGGAGCCCCCGAGAUCGAAGUUGCGCAGCAAUUAGCGAAGCAAGCACGAGAGCUGACAGGAACCGAAGCCAUCUGCUGGAAGGCCUUCGCCGACGCAAUGGAAGUGAUCCCAACCACCUUGGCGGAAAAUGCCGGUCUGAACAGCAUCAAGGUAGUGACGGAGCUCCGGCAUCGACAUGAGAUGGGCGAGAAGAAUGCCGGAGUGAGCAUCAAGAGUGGGGGUGUCAAGACGAACAUUGCGGACGAGAAGGUGCUUCAGCCUCUGCUCGUGAGCACCAGCGCCAUCGAAUUGGCAGCGGAGACUGUCAAGAUGAUUUUACGGAUUGAUGAUAUUGCCUUGUCACGAUGA
Exophiala spinifera is the source of this 1620-nucleotide messenger RNA. Its product is annotated as T-complex protein 1 subunit delta. The record is from RefSeq and is a predicted model, not a curated record. The coding region runs from base 1 to 1620 and encodes 539 amino acids. Gene Ontology annotation, molecular function: ATP hydrolysis activity; ATP-dependent protein folding chaperone; ATP binding. The transcript has 2 exons. Gene Ontology annotation, biological process: protein folding. Gene Ontology annotation, cellular component: chaperonin-containing T-complex. NCBI's taxonomy places the organism in Eukaryota, Fungi, Ascomycota, Eurotiomycetes, Chaetothyriales, Herpotrichiellaceae.